UUAACGGCUCAUUCAACCACUCCACCUGUGCGCGCCAAACCCACCUCUCUCUCUCUCUCUCUCUCUCUCUCUCAUCAUCUUCCUGCAGCUUCUCCCACCGCCUGCUGCAGUCUGAAUCGUUCUUCUCAAUUCCCCCACCCCCGCCCCCGCCCCCCCACCCAGUGCCGGUCAACCAUGGCUUCGUCGCUGCUGAACGGCGAGCGAGCCGUGGUUCUGCUCUUCAUCGCUCCCAUCCUCCACGCUACUCCCCUCUCUCUCCUCCCCGAAGCCCUCUCCCUCUCCCUCCUCGCCCUCUUUGCCCUCGUCAUCGAGGUAUUCGCCGACUCCUCCCCCAAUUCCCAACUCGCCCAAUUCAAGACCAGGCGAGGGGCUUCAUCUGGGAUUCUACUUGGGGCGGUUACGCUUCCCUGUCUAAUGAUCUCGAGGUUGAUACAGCUAUUGAGAGCUCUGUCUUUACAUGAAAUUGGAGUUCAAGAUCUUGAAUAUCUGCGGCUUCAAUAUUGGGCCACAUUUGCCUGUGGCUUCAAUGUGCUUGGUUUCCUUGGCUACCGUCUUUGGCAACUACCCAACAAUAUACAGCCCAUUUCUGUGCGUACUACUUGGGAUGUGAAGUUUAUCUUCAGUUGCCUAGCAUUGUGUGGAACAGUCUAUUGUGUGUUAUUUGCUACGAAAUAUCAUAUUGGCUGGUCUGCGGCAUUGAAGUUAUUGUGGGUGCUAAGUCAGGGUCUUGCUACUGUGAAGUUAAUUCAGCAUGUGGUUCAUAAUUUCCCUUUUUGUGCUUCCAUUGGGGAGGCACUUUUGGUGACUGGUGGUCUUGUUAUCUAUUUUGGGGACAUGUUUGCACUUACCUUCGCGAAGAUUCAUGGAUACUUAUCGCAAUCAGAGUUGACAUAUGUGCAAUAUGGAAUCAAAAGAAGUGAAAUAAGUAUCAUUAUUCAGGGCAUGGUACUUGGACUUCUUCUUUUCCCGAUAUUCCUUAAACUUAUUCUACCAAUUUGGGAAUGCUUCACAACUUCAGAAUACUCCAAUGGAAGGGCUUAUCAUGAGAUUGGAAAAUCUGUUAUGUUCUAUGCUUCUCUGGCUUCGGUCUUGAUUGUAAUUGUUCCGUUGUGGAUGCAAAUUGUUCAAACUUUUCAUGUGCAUCCUUUAUUAUGGGUAAUUGAUUUUAUUGUCUCAGAACCUUUUAAGAGGCUUUCAUUGUGUAUCUACUGGGUUGCUGUUAUACUUGUGUCUGUCCGACGAUUUUACAACAUCUCAAAGAAUAGUAAGAUUGAGAGGAUCCUUCUUCGAAAGUACUACCAUCUGAUGGCUGUUUUAAUGUUUCUGCCUGCUCUAAUCUUCCAGCCUAAGUUUCUUGAUCUGGCAUUCGGUGCAGCUUUGGCAGUGUUCUUGGUGUUGGAAAUUAUUCGAGUGUGGAGAAUUUGGCCUUUGGGACAGCUGGUGCACCAAUUCAUGAAUGCUUUUACGGACCAUCGUGAUUCGGAUCUCCUUAUUGUCAGCCAUUUUUCACUCUUAUUGGGCUGUGCGCUUCCUAUUUGGAUGUCUUCUGGGUUCAACGAUCGACCUCUUGCCCCUUUUGCUGGAAUUUUGAGUCUCGGAAUUGGAGAUACGAUGGCAUCAAUGGUUGGCCACAAGUAUGGUGUCCUCAGGUGGAGCAAAACAGGCAAGAAAACCGUGGAAGGUACUGCAGCUGGUAUAACAUCUGUCCUUGUGGCUUGCUCAGUUCUACUUCCUCUUCUAGCAACGACUGGCUAUAUUUUCACUCAGCAUUGGUUCUCUCUUCUCUUAGCCGUGACUGUGAGUGGUUUGUUGGAGGCCUACACAGCACAACUUGAUAAUGCCUUCAUACCGCUCGUUUUCUACAGCCUUCUCUGUCUGUAACUGAAGCUUUGGUGACCACUAAAAAUAAGCUCACAGGAACUUUCAAAAGGGAAAUAACCAAAUUCUUUGCAAGAGCCAUGUUUCUUGAUUGUUGGUAGAUAAUAGAUAUAGCUUGGUUAAUCUUUUCGUGGUUUACUUGGGAUUUUGCGUUCUGUAUAGAUACAAAGUGCUAACCUUUACUUUUUCUGGUACAUGAAGUGCUAACCUUUACAUACAUGUGUCCGGGAAGAAUGGCGAGAGUGAUUCUAUAGAGAUAGGGAUUGAGUGCUUUAGAAAACUUUCGAACAGUUGAUAUAACAUAGUGAAGUUUUUAUCAUCCCA
Rhododendron vialii is the source of this 2202-nucleotide messenger RNA. Its product is annotated as dolichol kinase EVAN. Gene Ontology annotation, cellular component: endoplasmic reticulum membrane. Gene Ontology annotation, molecular function: dolichol kinase activity. NCBI's taxonomy places the organism in Eukaryota, Viridiplantae, Streptophyta, Magnoliopsida, Ericales, Ericaceae. The record is from RefSeq and is a predicted model, not a curated record. Gene Ontology annotation, biological process: dolichyl monophosphate biosynthetic process. The transcript has 14 exons. The coding region runs from base 175 to 1881 and encodes 568 amino acids.